This is a messenger RNA of Penicillium malachiteum, 675 nucleotides long. Its product is annotated as acetyltransferase. NCBI's taxonomy places the organism in Eukaryota, Fungi, Ascomycota, Eurotiomycetes, Eurotiales, Aspergillaceae. The coding region runs from base 1 to 675 and encodes 224 amino acids. The record is from RefSeq and is a predicted model, not a curated record. The transcript has a single exon.
AUGACAAGUUCCACUCUGAAACUCGAACCAUUGACUCUAGAGGACGUUGGUGCCCUCUCGGAGUUAUGGUUCGCUGCAUUUACCGACCCCUCCAUGACCGAGGUCUUCCCAAACACACCAGGUGUACGGGAAUGGCUGGAAAAUGCGAGUCGCGAGGACUUGGCCAAUAAGCCUUUUCAAAAAUACGUUAAAAUCGUGGACACGGAAGCGGUGGAUUCGCAAGGUCGACCUCGUGUAGCGGCUUUUGCUAAAUGGGACCUGGCAAUGCCUGAGGAAAGAGGACGACGUUGGCCACCAUGGCACGAGGAUAUGAAAGGCGAUACCGCCGAGAAAUUCUUCCAAAUAUUAGAGGGCAAUCGAACGCGGGUUAUGGGUGAUCAAAAACACUUCUGUAUGGCUUGGCAUACCCCUUUACUGCACAUGCACUGGAACCAUGUACUGACGAUGUGUGGACAGACCUGGAUACCCUUGCUACACACCCCGAUUACCAACGACGGGGAUGUGGCUCGAGGCUUGUUCAAUGGGGCUGCGAUUUGGCAGACGCUGAGGGGGGUCAGUGCGUAUGUUGAUGCGAGCAAGGAUGGUGCGCCUUUAUAUGCGAAACAUGGGUUUGUGGAUCAUAGUAAUCCAGGGGAGCAUGUUGCUUCAAUGGCGCGCUUUGUCAAGGCUGAGUAG